AAACGCUGUAGCUCCAAGCAACCUGGAAGAAUAUAUAUAUAAAAAUGUCUAGAGCCAUAUUACCAUUCACAGAAGCCAACUCUAAGAGGGUGGCAUCUUUGUUCAGACAAGCUUUGAGAACCGCAUUCGACAGCUCAUUGAAGUUCGAUGCCUAUAGAGCAGAAACCAUAAAGAUCAGAGCACAAUUUGAGGCCAAUAAGCACAUAUCUGAUCCAACUGAGUUGGAAAGCGUCAUUGCUGCAACCAGGGCUAAGUUGGCUGAAUAUGCCCACCCUGACCCAUACUUCCCACCAUGCAGACCAGGUGGUACCAAGUACCAAAGAAACAUUCCAGUUGCAAGAGAACCUCUUGUCCCAGGUGACUGGUAAUCAACAAAUAGGCAUUCAGCGAUGUGUUCGAGGUUUAUCUGAUACACCUACGCUGUCGGACCUAGGCUAAAUUUUGUUUUCUAAAUGAACUCCAAAUCAUUAGCGCUGGUCCUUUCUAGCAUUCAUACAAGGCGUAAGAAUUAUGAAUAGUCAAGUAAUUAUUGACACUCAUAUUUAAGCGAACUUUACUGAUCAAUAAGGCUCUUCUGUCCAUUAUUUGUAUCUCUCUUCUUAGACUGGUAUUACCUAUUGUAGCUGUUAUAUCAGUAUGUUCCUGAAUAAGGCAUGACUCAUUCAAGUACAUGUACAUUUAAGGAUACUUUCUUUGUAUAAAAAUAAUAUAAACAAUUUCUAG
This is a messenger RNA of Scheffersomyces stipitis CBS 6054, 723 nucleotides long. RefSeq lists its product as uncharacterized. The coding region runs from base 45 to 368 and encodes 107 amino acids. Gene Ontology annotation, biological process: mitochondrial electron transport, NADH to ubiquinone. The transcript has a single exon. The record is from RefSeq and is a predicted model, not a curated record. Lineage: Eukaryota; Fungi; Ascomycota; Pichiomycetes; Serinales; Debaryomycetaceae.